AUGGAUUUUGCAGAUACCAGUUUGGGUGUUUGGGGAUGGUGUUUAGGGAAUGACUCUUUACUCCAGCCUCUGUGGGACAGCUUAAGGGUCAAUUACAGAGACUCUUUGAGAUCUCCACUGUUUCCCAUUGUUCUGACGGUGUCUUCCUACUUUGUCAUUUGUCUUCCCUUCAUCAUUUGUGACAUCAUGGGAGACAGGUGGCCGUGGGUCCAGCGAUUCAAAAUCCAGCCCACCCGACGACCUACAGCCUCCACGCUGCUGCACUGUACAGGAGUCACCCUACACAACCAUGCGUUCCUUGUGCUUCCUGCAUCAGUGGCCCAGUGGGCAUGGAGACCACCUGUGGAUCUACCAGUCCAGGCUCCGUCCGUGCUGGAACUGGUUGCUGGAGUCAUAGGGAACCUCCUGCUCUUUGACUUCCAGUACUUCAUCUGGCACCUCCUUCACCACAAGAUCCGCUGGCUGUAUGUCACUUUCCAUGCCAUCCAUCAUAACUACUCAUCUCCCUUUGCUCUAGCCACUCAGUGUCUUGGGGGCUGGGAGCUGGUGACAGUAGGCUUCUGGACCACUCUGAAUCCUGUGAUCCUCAGAUGCCAUCUUCUCACCACAUGGAUCUUCAUGGUAGUGCACGUCUAUGUUUCCAUAGAGGAUCACUGUGGCUAUGAUUUUCCCUGGUCCACAUCUCGUUUGAUACCCUUUGGCAUUUACGGUGGGCCGAGCAAGCAUGAUGUGCACCAUCAGAAACCCAACACCAACUUCGCACCCCAUUUUAGCCACUGGGACAAAAUAUUUGGCACACAUGCUGAUUUCAGCUUUUCUGUUGCUAAGGAAUAG
Myripristis murdjan (pinecone soldierfish) is the source of this 834-nucleotide messenger RNA. It is a transcript of the gene ch25hl1.2, whose product is annotated as cholesterol 25-hydroxylase like 1, tandem duplicate 2. Gene Ontology annotation, molecular function: iron ion binding; oxidoreductase activity. The transcript has a single exon. The record is from RefSeq and is a predicted model, not a curated record. Gene Ontology annotation, biological process: lipid biosynthetic process. Lineage: Eukaryota; Metazoa; Chordata; Actinopteri; Holocentriformes; Holocentridae. The coding region runs from base 1 to 834 and encodes 277 amino acids.